AUGAAUCUACUCGGUCUUGUUGUUUGUAGUGUGUGUUGGGUAAAUUUUGCAAGGUCCAUUAAAAAAUCUUGGCUUGAUGCUCAUCACCAGGGGAACAGCCCAAUAGAGAUGAGCAGCAGCGAGGAAGAACCGUUCGAGGGAUCUGCCAGAAUUGGUACUGCUGACAAGUCUGUUAUUGAUGGUGCUAACGAAUUGUUAGAGUCCUUGGAACAAUCCCAUCGGGCUGAUCUGGCAUUACAUCUUUAUUCAUCUUAUCUGCUAAAGAAUCUGCUAUACAGAGCUAACGAGAAAAAGCACCCGUAUGAAGUGGAUCAAUUCAUCAAGACCCAGAUAAAGGAUAAUUGGACCAAUUGGCCAAGUUCUAAGACAGUUAUCGAUCCUCAGACUGAUAAAUUGUACGAAGAUGCUAUCAUAUCGAAUUCGACAUAUGAACCCGGUGAAAUUUCACCAAAUGCCCUUACACAUUCUGCUUCCAUGUUGAGACAAGAGCUAGAUUCCUACUGGCAAGGUUGUUUGGCCCAAUGUGCUUCAGCUUCGGAGGAUACGCUUGAUGUUGACAAGAUGGAAAUGCCUUCAGAAUUGGCUCACAACGUCAUAGGUAAGUUAGAUCGUUUCUUCGAAGGUUUACAUCAUAAAGUUGCUAAAAAGAAUAAGAUUGAGUUACAACAGGAUUCAACUUCUAAACAAUUAACAGUUUCGCAACCUGAAAACGAAACUAUCAAGGGCAAAAGACGUGUGCAGUUAAGAUAUCAUGAUAUUAUAUCUAGAGGUUGUGAAAUGGGCGAAGAUAUGACUGAAAUUUACAUGAAAUCACUAGAACUCUACAACGAUAUCCCAGGGACCAUUAAAAAAAAUCAAUUUAAACUGCCAAAGACUGAAUUGAAAAAAUAUCGUCCGGUAAAGGGCGGUAAAUCGAAGAUUGAGGUCAUGAGGAAGACAAGGGAAAAUUAUCUGGAAUUGGAAAAAUUGUUAAAAGAUAAAAGAUUAACUGCUAAGGAUAAAAUGGAAUUGAAAAAGAUGACAAGGAAGAAAAUCGAGUUAUCGUUAAGCAAAAAGAAUUUCUUUCAAGUGAAAGGAUACGGACUGGACGAUGAUAAUGACGAAGAAAGUGAUCCAACUUCAAGCAAUUAUAAUGUGGACGAUGCUCUCAUAAGAAUACCGAGGAGAAAGUAA
Molecule: messenger RNA, 1173 nt
Organism: Zygosaccharomyces rouxii
Lineage: Eukaryota; Fungi; Ascomycota; Saccharomycetes; Saccharomycetales; Saccharomycetaceae
Gene: RRN9
Product: Rrn9p
Exons: 1
Coding region: 1-1173 (390 amino acids)
Source: RefSeq, a predicted model, not a curated record